GCUCGUUAUUAAAAGAGCUCAUCUGUGGCUUUGUGGCUAGCUUGGCAGUAGGUUGUUUUCCUGAUAGCCGCCCGGGGUUCACACUCGUCGCUGCUGAACUCCGCCACCGCAAAAUCGGUCAUUACAGCGGCACGCCAGACGGACUAUAGGUUACAGAUGGACCAGCAGGACCAGUCCUAUAUGUUUGCCAGUCUGAAACGGCCUCACUCAGAGCAGCUGCUGCAAGGCCUCCAGCUCUUGCGGCAGGAUCACGAACUAUGUGACAUUGUCCUCCGUGUGGGUGAUGCCAAGAUCCAUGCCCACAAAGUAGUGCUGGCCAGCAUCAGCCCUUACUUCAAGGCCAUGUUCACGGGUAACCUGUCGGAAAAGGAGACCUCAGAGGUCGAAUUCCAGUGCAUCGAUGAGACUGCCUUGCAGGCUAUCGUUGAGUACGCCUACACUGGCACAGUUUUUAUUUCCCAGGAAACAGUUGAAUCUCUGCUACCGGCUGCCAACUUACUCCAGGUUAAGCUAGUACUUAAGGAGUGCUGCUCCUUCUUAGAGAGCCAGCUGGACGCUGGGAACUGUAUUGGCAUCUCCCGCUUUGCAGAGACCUAUGGCUGUCAUGACCUGUGCCUGGCUGCAACCAAGUUCAUCUGUGAGAACUUUGAGGAAGUUUGUCAGACAGAGGAGUUUUUUGAACUGACAAGGGCUGAGUUAGAUGAAAUUGUGUCCAAUGACUGCCUUAAGGUGGUCACAGAGGAGACUGUAUUUUACGCCCUGGAAUCGUGGAUCAAAUAUGACGUAACUGAACGACAGCAACAUCUGGCUCAGCUGCUGCACUGUGUUCGCCUUCCACUCCUCAGCGUCAAAUUUCUCACUCGCCUGUAUGAGGCCAACCACCUUAUAAGAGAUGAUCAUGCGUGCAAGCACCUGCUCAACGAGGCCCUCAAAUAUCAUUUUAUGCCUGAGCACCGGCUCUCCUAUCAGACUGUGUUGUCAGCACGGCCCAGAUGUGCCCCAAAGGUCCUGCUUGCAGUAGGAGGCAAGGCUGGACUAUUUGCAACAUUAGAAAGCAUGGAAAUGUAUUUCCCUCAGACAGAUUCGUGGAUAGGACUGGCGCCGCUCAGUGUACCCCGAUAUGAAUUUGGAGUGGCAGUGCUGGACCACAAGGUAUAUGUGGUUGGAGGCAUCGCCACGCACAUGAGACAGGGCAUUAGCUAUCGGAGGCACGAGAGCACGGUCGAGAGCUGGGACCCUGAAAGCAACACCUGGUCCUCGGUGGAGCGGAUGGCUGAAUGCCGCAGCACACUCGGGGUGGUGGUCCUGGCUGGCGAGCUGUACGCCCUCGGAGGCUAUGACGGCCAGUAUUACCUCCAGUCAGUCGAGAAAUAUGUCCCCAAGCUGAAGGAGUGGCAGCCUGUAGCACCUAUGACAAAGUCCCGCAGCUGCUUUGCCACCGCGGUACUGGAUGGCAUGGUGUACGCUAUUGGCGGCUAUGGCCCAGCCCAUAUGAACAGCGUGGAGCGGUACGACCCCAGCAAGGAUGCCUGGGAAAUGGUAGCCCCCAUGGCAGAUAAAAGGAUCAACUUCGGAGUGGGUGUCAUGCUGGGCUUCAUAUUCGUUGUGGGCGGACACAAUGGAGUGUCACACCUGUCCAGCAUUGAGAGGUAUGAUCCACAUCAGAACCAGUGGACAGCUUGUCGGCCAAUGAAUGAACCACGCACUGGUGUGGGAUCUGCCAUCGUGGACAACUACCUCUAUGUGGUAGGAGGUCACUCCGGGUCGUCCUACCUGAACACUGUCCAGCGCUAUGACCCUAUCUCAGACAGCUGGUUGGACUCGAGCGGCAUGAUGUAUUGCCGUUGCAACUUUGGUCUGACUGCCCUUUGACCUAUGGCUCAGCCAGCUAGGACCCAAUAAGAGAACUUAGACACAAAGAUUUUUCUCUUUUGUUGUCGUCGUCUCCUCCUCCUUCCCCACAUUCAUCCUCCAGGUGCAGAGGUGCUCUGCACACCAACGUGCACACCAGAGGAGGGGGAGAGAGAGAGAGAGAGAGAGAGAGAGGGAGAGAGAGCCUGCUGGGUGGAUGGAUGUGCCGGGCUAGCUGGCUGGCUAGAGGGGGACCACAGACUGGCUGCUGAGAUUAGAAAGCACUGUUAAAGUUUUGCGGGGGGGAAGGGGAAGAUGAUUGGAUGGCUGUUGUCACGGGCAAGAGGAGACGACCGCUCUACUGCUGCUGGACCACAAUGAGGACUCUGAGCCAUUUCCCAGAGGAUUGUGGGAGAAAACUUGUCACUUUUGUUUCAAAAUUCUGUUGUGUUAGCAGACAUCAAGGUGUGUGUUGGGGUGUGGUGUGUGUGUGUGUGUGUGUGUGUGUGUGUGUGUGUGUG
This is a messenger RNA of Micropterus salmoides (largemouth bass), 2372 nucleotides long. Its product is annotated as kelch-like protein 28. Gene Ontology annotation, molecular function: protein binding. The record is from RefSeq and is a predicted model, not a curated record. The transcript is spliced from 6 exons. Bases 157 to 1872 code for a protein of 571 amino acids. Lineage: Eukaryota; Metazoa; Chordata; Actinopteri; Centrarchiformes; Centrarchidae.